Messenger RNA from Diutina rugosa, 1965 nucleotides. RefSeq names its product Rab GTPase-activating protein. The record is from RefSeq and is a predicted model, not a curated record. NCBI's taxonomy places the organism in Eukaryota, Fungi, Ascomycota, Pichiomycetes, Serinales, Debaryomycetaceae. The transcript has a single exon. Bases 1 to 1965 code for a protein of 654 amino acids.
AUGUACCAACCAGACCUGCCCGCCGUCAGCCACCCGCCGCUGCCACCAAUGCUGCCUGCCCCGCUACCGCCACCGACGGUAGAUUCCGGCGACGCCGCCUCGCUCCCGCUGCGAAACAACCUGGAGUUUGUCGAUGUUGGCGACGAAGUGCACCUGGCCACCGAGGACGACGCCGUCGAGCUCGAAGCCACCCAGGAGUCGUUGGACCCGCUCGCUGGACAACACCCGGAACAGUACCUGACGAUGCUCACGCCGUUGAAGUCGGUGUUUGGCGACGACACGCCGGCAUCGACCCUGGCGCCGGGGCUGGCCACCGGCCUGGUGCUGGGGAAGACGCUUCGCCUGACUCCGGGGAUUAGCAUCCACUCGCGGUUUGACACCACCGAUACCUCUCUGGCCAAUACCCCACCAGUGUUCAAUCGUAUGACGACGAGCACCCCGACCCCUCAACUGAGCAAUAUCAAGUUAUCGGCGGAUGACAUGAGCCCGUUGGACCAGAGCAUCAUGAAGGGUCUAGAUGACCUCGACUUCGAACAUUUAAGUCACGACGAAGCCUUCAGCCAGGUCAAAGUGGACGAAACCGUGGACUUAAUGCCCGAGCUGUGCGUCAAACCCGUCUAUAAUGCCAAUCAGCUUAAAGAGACGUUGAAACUGCCGGUAGACAUCUACGGAUUCAAAAAAGUAUCCAACUUGCUGAAGUUCACCGCUAAGGAGUACAACAGUUGGUACGAAACAUAUGCCCAGUACAUGAUGCGGCGUCGCCAGAAGUGGGAACACCUACUUCGACACAACGGUCUUCUGUUCGAUCAUGAUAAACCCCCGCAGAGAUUUCCCCCAAAGUCCGAUAAGGUAAAGAAACUCAUUCGCCGAGGAAUCCCUCCUGAAUGGCGGGGGAAUGCCUGGUUUUUUUACGCCGGCGGUUAUGAAAAGCUCAACAAACACAUUGGCGUCUACGAAAAGAUUGUCAAGGACACUCAGGGCAUUCAAAAUAAGGAUACCGAAGUCAUCGAACGUGACCUUAACCGGACAUUCCCAGAUAAUAUCUACUUCAACGAGAAUUGUCUCUCGCUGGGGACACUGUCCCCUAACGAUCUGCCUGGACCCGAGACCGCUAUGAUCAAGGCAUUGAGACGGGUGCUUGUGGCUUUUGCUCACUACCAACCGCAAAUCGGCUACUGCCAACUGUUAAACUUUUUGGCGGGGCUUUUAUUGAUAUUUAUGGAUGAGGAACGUGCAUUUUGGAUGUUGGUGAUUUUGACCGAGCGCAUCAUCCCCAAAGUGCACCUGGCGAAUUUAGAGGGUGUUCACACUGACCAAGGGGUUCUCAUGCUUUGCAUCAAGGAAUACAUUCCUCGAAUGUGGACAAUGUUGGGUAAAAACAUGGAGGGAGAACAAGUGAGCGAAGACAAGAUUCUUUCUCGACUUCCCCCAGUGACGUUAGUAACAUCACUGUGGUUUAUGCUGGUGUUUGUGGGGAUUAUGCCGAUUGAAACGGUACUUCGAGUUUGGGACAUUUUGUGGUACGAAGGAUCUAAGACAUUAUUCAGAAUCUCGCUCACGGUGUGCAAUAUGUGCCUCGAACAAGACCAGUUUCGGUCCUCGUCGCAGAAUAUCGAGCAAAUCGAGUUGUUCCAGUUCAUGCAAAGUUAUCCCAAGCUGAUACUUGACCCUAAUCAAUUGAUCGAUAAUUGCUUCAAGAAGAUUGGCGGUUAUGGGUUUGGCUCUCUUUCCCAAGACGAAAUCAACAACUGUCGUGAAUUUGUUAAGAAACAACGAGAAAAGAUUAACCAACGCAAACUGAAAGGACUCUUGUCUGAUAUGAGUGCUGAGGAACAAAAGACGCUUAUCGGUGAUGAAGAAAUUCACGACGUGUACGGAUUCAACCGCAGCUUGAUGAGCGGCGUAGUUUGGAACCGACAAAUCAGUACGAAGAUGAAGAAAAAGUUUGCUAUGAAAAAACGAUGA